Culex pipiens pallens (northern house mosquito) is the source of this 1690-nucleotide messenger RNA. It is a transcript of the gene Fntb, whose product is annotated as protein farnesyltransferase subunit beta. Gene Ontology annotation, cellular component: protein farnesyltransferase complex. Gene Ontology annotation, biological process: protein farnesylation. The transcript has 2 exons. The record is from RefSeq and is a predicted model, not a curated record. Lineage: Eukaryota; Metazoa; Arthropoda; Insecta; Diptera; Culicidae. The coding region runs from base 142 to 1578 and encodes 478 amino acids. Gene Ontology annotation, molecular function: protein farnesyltransferase activity.
CGGGUGGCGGUAACAUUUGACAGCUGUGUUGCGAAAAAUAUAUUAAAAUUUGCCUAAAAAUAAGGAAAACAUAUGCGUGCAGCAGAAUCAGCCGGAACAUCGUAAAAUUCUGCCAGAACCUUGCCUCCAAGGAGCUCCGCGAUGUCCACCGACGAGGCCCCACGCAAUCUAACCGCGUUCAAGCGUUACAAAACCGACGAGGAAGGCCGGAAGACGUUCACCUCGAUCGAGCAGAUCAAAACGGAAGCCUCGAUCGAACGGUUCUAUGACAGGUAUGAACAGCUGGCGGCGCUGGAUUCGUCGCUGCCUCGAUUGACCCGGACGGAACAUGCACGAUAUUUGGAAACUUCGUUGGAGCGAUUGUCCUCGGGUUACGAGUGUCUGGAUAGUAGCAGACCCUGGUUGGUCUAUUGGAUCAUGAACGCGGCCUCGGUUCUUGGGGUGCGGUUCAACGACGGACUGCUCAAUCGGGUGGUGGACUUUUUGAUCAAGUGUCGCAGCCCGGAAUUGGGUGGGUUCGCCGGAGGACCGGGACAGGAUCCGCAUUUGGCACCGACUUAUGCCGCGGUCAAUGCUCUUUGCAUUAUUGGCACGGAGAAGGCGUUGAAUGCCAUCAACAGAAGAACACUGAAGCGAUUCUUGGCGGCGGUUCGUGAACCAAACGGUGCCUUCCGGAUGCACGUCGGUGGGGAGUUGGAUGUCCGUGGCGCUUACUGUGCUAUUUCGUCGGCCAAGUUGGCGGCCUUUUCGGCGGAGGACGAAGCUAAAUUGUUUGAGGGUACUGCCAGCUGGAUCGCCGAAUGUCAGACGUACGAGGGAGGUUUUGGAGGAGCACCGGAUUUGGAAGCCCACGGAGGGUACUCGUUUUGCGCGGCCGCGGCUCUAGCCAUUUUGGGCGGUGAGGAAAAAUGUAACCUGCCGGCACUGCUCCGGUGGGCCGUUAAUCGACAAAUGGCUUUCGAAGGCGGCUUUCAGGGACGUACGAACAAGCUGGUGGACGGAUGUUACUCUUUUUGGCAGGGAGCACUCAUCCCGGUGAUCCAGAGUCUAAUGGCACGCCAACAAGGACGGCCCGAAAUCAUGGAAACCGCCCUCUUCAACCGUUUUGCCCUUCAGGAGUACGUCCUAAUCUGUUGCCAAAGACCGUCCGGCGGAUUGAUCGACAAACCGGGAAAACCCGCAGAUCUCUACCACACCUGCUACACCCUAAGCGGCAUCUCCGUGGCCCAACACUGCGAAACGUCCCGUCCCCCACUAAUCUUCGGACACGCAGACAACGAGCUGCUACCGACCCAUCCGGUCCAUAAUAUCCCCCCAAAAGCGGUCCUCGAUGCUUACAAAUACUUCCUGAAGCACGAACUGAUCGAGGCCGAACACCAGGAAGCAUUCUGCAACGGAAAUGGAACGGCCACGACGACCUCCCAAGAAGACGUUGAAAUGAAGGAGCGCGAUGGAAGCAGAUCACGCUCGGAAACCCCCGGCCGUGACACCGAAUCGAUGUCCACGGAUGGAACCGAAUCAUCCACGGAACUGUCGAGCGAAACCGGCUCGGAACGAAGCUCGGAGGAAAGAUCGUAGGGAGGAAAAUGUACUUGAAAUUGCUAGAUUGGAUCGCUUUUUUCGACUUUACACCAUACUCUUUUGUAAAUUAAUAGUGCAGUAAAGAGCAAAGCUAUUUUUCUAAACCUCA